This is a messenger RNA of Raphanus sativus (radish), 850 nucleotides long. RefSeq names its product ubiquitin-conjugating enzyme E2 2. Gene Ontology annotation, molecular function: ubiquitin conjugating enzyme activity. Bases 222 to 680 code for a protein of 152 amino acids. The record is from RefSeq and is a predicted model, not a curated record. Lineage: Eukaryota; Viridiplantae; Streptophyta; Magnoliopsida; Brassicales; Brassicaceae. The transcript has 6 exons. Gene Ontology annotation, biological process: proteasome-mediated ubiquitin-dependent protein catabolic process; DNA repair; protein polyubiquitination.
UGUUUGAGUGAAACACCAAUGCGUGCACGGUGAAUUCGAGGAUCGAGGAGCUUGAAAUCGGUCGGACACUUUGUCUGUCAUCACCUGUCGUCAUCAUCGUCGCUUAAAGUUCCGACCUUCCGUUGCCGGAAGGGAAGAUGCUCGCUUGAAGUCGACCUCCACCGUUCUCGCCUCUAUCUUUUACCUUUUUUGAGCUCAACAAGUAAGAAGGAAGGAAGGAGAUGUCGACACCAGCGAGGAAGAGAUUGAUGAGGGAUUUCAAGAGGUUGCAGCAAGACCCACCUGCUGGAAUCAGCGGUGCUCCUCAAGACAACAACAUCAUGCUCUGGAAUGCUGUUAUCUUCGGGCCUGAUGAUACCCCAUGGGAUGGAGGUACUUUCAAACUCUCACUGCAGUUUUCAGAAGAUUAUCCAAACAAACCACCAACGGUUCGGUUUGUUUCAAGGAUGUUCCAUCCUAAUAUAUAUGCUGAUGGGAGUAUAUGCUUGGACAUUCUCCAAAACCAGUGGAGUCCAAUAUAUGAUGUCGCUGCUAUCCUUACCUCCAUCCAGUCAUUACUCUGUGAUCCUAAUCCGAAUUCUCCUGCCAACUCGGAAGCUGCACGAAUGUUCAGCGAAAGCAAACGAGAGUACAACAGAAGAGUCCGCGAGGUUGUGGAACAAAGCUGGACUGCAGACUAGUAAUAAUAAUAGCAUUUGUCUUUUAUUGUCAUUGAACCUUCCUCUCUUGUUUUUCAUUCCGCAACACUUCUUUCUCGUUUCCUUUCUUGUCUUUGUAUGUUUUUCUUCUUUCAAACUAUGUGAUUUGUUGCUUUUAAUGCUUCUAUGUUAUCAUCUUCAUAAUUAUCAAA